AUGUGUGGCUUGCUGAAGAUUCUUUAUAUCCGUGGACUGCAAGUGUUUCUGGACCAGACAUCAAGACAGGGUUUGGAUGUGUCUCUGCAACGAGUGGAUAGGAACAUCAGUGGUGUGUUUUCCAGUUUGUUCACCUCCAUGCGCACAGAGGAGCUCAACCGCUACAGGGACACUCUCAGAAGAGCUAUCCUGCUCCUGAGCCCACAUGGAGCACAGGUCUUCAUCCAUCAGGCCGUGGAGACUAACCUGGCCUCUAAAGACAGUCACUGGGUGUUUGUGAAUGAGGAGAUCAGUGACACUGAGAUUAUGGAGCUGUCCCACAGUUCCUUGGGAAGGAUGACCGUUGUCAGGCAGAUUUUCCCUCUGUGGAAAGACAGCAGCAUGAGCUGUAUGAGGAACAACCACCGCAUCUCAUCACUGCUCUGCGACCCUCAGGAGGGCUACCUGCAGUCACUGGAG
This is a messenger RNA of Sinocyclocheilus rhinocerous, 459 nucleotides long. RefSeq names its product glutamate receptor ionotropic, delta-1-like. Lineage: Eukaryota; Metazoa; Chordata; Actinopteri; Cypriniformes; Cyprinidae. The annotation marks the transcript as partial. The transcript is spliced from 4 exons. The record is from RefSeq and is a predicted model, not a curated record.